Messenger RNA from Anarrhichthys ocellatus (wolf-eel), 19309 nucleotides. Its product is annotated as Kv channel-interacting protein 2. The record is from RefSeq and is a predicted model, not a curated record. The coding region runs from base 16708 to 17385 and encodes 225 amino acids. Gene Ontology annotation, cellular component: voltage-gated potassium channel complex. The transcript is spliced from 8 exons. Gene Ontology annotation, biological process: regulation of potassium ion transmembrane transport. Lineage: Eukaryota; Metazoa; Chordata; Actinopteri; Perciformes; Anarhichadidae. Gene Ontology annotation, molecular function: potassium channel regulator activity; calcium ion binding.
CACACACACACACACACACACACACACACACACACACACACUCACAGCAAAUACUGACAGAUUUACAAUAGCCAGCAGCUGAUAUUUAAUUGUACAGGUAUGAAGUUAACUGCACCAAUGAUUAACAACAAUCCAAUAAAAGAAUUAUGAUUUUUCUUUAAAGAAUUGUCAAUGAAUGACACAUUAUUAUCAUUAUUAUUAUUAUUAUUAGUAGUAGUAGUAGUAUACUUUUUUUAAUUCAACAUUUUUUACAUAAAUGUACAUACAGUAUGUGUGAGUUUUUAACAUAUAUAUGGUACUUCAGUUUCAACAUACUAGUUUGCUUUGGCAAAAAUACAAUAAAGGCACAUGUAAUUGCAGUAUGCUCAAUUUCACUGCUGUCAUGACACACAAUACUCUGUGUAUACUUAACAGCAGAUGAGCCAUAGUGUGCAGUGUUGUUUUUAUUAAUAAUUACUAAAAUACACAGGUGGUCAGACAAAGAGUGCCUCCAUAUUCGAUUAAUUAAUUCAGAAUAAAGUGUGAAUCAUCCUUAGAAACCAGCCAGGCAGCGCUCACCAACCUGGACAAAGCAGAGAGCCCUGCGUAGGGGCAGGUAUACCGGCCACAAAGUUUCUGAGUUUGUCGGCCAGGCCGUAUAUUAUCACCACCGCCAGGCGCAGGGUGGGAACCAGGGACUUCAGUGCAUGAAUAGACAAAAGACUCUUUGACGCUGAGACACACCAUCCCCUCCUCCACCUCCCUGAUCUGCACACAUGGGAACUUAUUGUACGGAUCACACAAUAACGACGCAGCUGUGAAUGUAGUUUGGUGAGAAUUGCAUUUUUAGUUACGAUUUUUAAAAAGCCAAUUUUACGCAGCUAAAAAACAAACGAAUUCCGCCUCAGAAUUAGAAGAUUACAAUCUGUUGAUUAUUAAAGUCAUUUUCAACUCCACAGUUGUGCAGAUUGUGGCUUUUUUGUUUGGGUCGUAGACUGUUGUGGGACAAAGACAUCAACUCGGGCUCUUGGAUAUUUUGAUGGGCAAAUGGAAAUGGCAUUAGAUUUGCAGGUAUUUGGUCAUUAAAAUAUUGGGGAUCUUAUUACAAUUCAAUCUGAGGUGGACAUGAAUGUGUGACACAAAUUUCAUGACAAUCCGUUUAAUAGUUGUGAAGACAUUUCGCUCAAAAUCGCAAAUGUCAAACCCAUGGUGACAUAGAGGAAGAGAGGGGUCACCAAAGUCCUAUACGUCAUCUGAGAUCCAUGAAUGUCAGCUCAAGAUAUCAUGGCAAUCCAUCCAAUAUGAUAUGUACUGUAUCAUGAAGUGACUUGGUGCUGUGGUCCUCUGUCCUUGGCCAUCCCUUCCAGUAAACAUGUCACCUCAGCAAUAUAGAAAUAGCAGUUGUUCCUGCAGCGACAGCUCUCCUUAUCCAUCGUUGUUUGGAGACUGUCACACUAUAUUGUUUCUCCAUGAGGCAAUAUGCCAAUCCGCAAACAGGAUAUCUUACUGUCCUCUAUCAUUGCUAAUACUGAGGUUGGUUAACCAGCCAUGAUAUAGAUCUCUCGGACAUCCUCUGAGGAUGGUUGUGUGUGGGUGUGUGUGUGUGUGUGUGUGUGUGUGUGUGGGUGAGCACUUUUGUCACCAGCUCCUGGCCCUCACUCUUUGUGCAUGAAUCAGAAUCAAGAUCAGAAGAUCCUCUUGUUAUUGUUGAAUAUGAGUGUGUGUCAUCGAGACUACCUUUUCAGAGACAAACAGACAGACAGUAUUUGUAUGUGUUGAAGAAUUUAAGAACGAAAAAGGCAACAGACAGCUCAAAGUUUCAUGUUAUUCACUGCAGCAUUCAUCUUUUCAGCUCUUUAUGAACUCUCCUCUGUUUUAUUAUGUGCCUAAUCUAAAUAAGACACUCCUAUGUCUCUCUUUCUAACUGCUUUUCCAUUUUUUUCCCCCACUGUUGCCUUUUUGUCUCUCUCUUUCCUUGUCCUUGGCCAUCCCUCCCUCCAAACCGUGUGUCGAGUCUUAAGAAGCAGAAAGAUAAGGACGGAGAGAAACGAUUGAGUCAGAGAUGGUGGGUGUAUUAGACAAAAUUGGUUGCCAGAGAUGGGUCGAUAAGAGGGGGAUGGAUAAAUGAACACAAGAGAGGAAAAACCCAAAGCUUCUUUUUUUGUUUUAGGAUGGUUAAAGCCCAGACUUUUCAUAGGGAAAAGUACUUUUUGAAGAGUUUUGGAAUGAAAUGGUUCGGCAGGGCUUCAGCCAGAAUACUUAGUGAAUUGGGAACAAGGGGCAGCAUGGCUGCAUUUAAUAUCAGCCACUCUAUAUAUUAUAGAUAAAGGAAAGCCUUGAGAGCUUCUUUUUCUCCAACGCUGCCCUGCGUGAAUCACCUCAUGCUGCUUCCUCUCUUCUGUCACCCGUGCAGAAUAAAAGAGUGCGAGCAGCAGGAGAGAGGAGCACAUGCUUCAUAUUUCAGAAGAAGUGAAAGAGUAAUGCAGGAAGGUAUUAUAAGGCAGUGCUGACAGAAAAGGAGAAUAUAGCAGAAAAACCAAUAGACUAUAAUGUAAAGCAGCACAUAUGCCUGCAGGAACCAAUAAUUACAUUGAUAAAGUAAUGUUUAAAUUUGAUUGACCUUGUCAAAGGCUUAGUUUGUUGAAUUGUUAAGCAUAUGACAUUGUUUUAGUCAAUGAUGGUGCAAGUCUUAUUAUGAACUGUAUUCCUUUGCAAUGCAUAAAUCACCAUAUUAUCCCCUGGAGCAUUACAUUAUUUUGCAGUGAUUGAGACUGUAAAUCACAAUUAGUCGUUGGUGUGCCAUAUUCAUUUGAAAACCAAUUAGCAGAAUGUGUCGGCUUUAAUAGAGGUCUGACAACCACAAUUUUUAUGACUGACAUUACAAGGAAACGAAAGAGAACUCUGAAGUACAAAGCAGUCAAAAUGAAAAUAAUUCUCACAGGUUGCCCUUUCCAGAUUACCAAGUUUGCAGUGUCUGUUGCUGAUACAUAUGCUACACACAAUAAGGCUGCAUUGACAAUGAGGAACAAUGACCACAAAAAGACAAACGGUGUGUAUUUUAUUGUGUUUCCGUUAUUUUGUCCACCCCAUAUAGCAGAGGAGGAACGAAGGGAAAAAGAAGAGAUGAGAACUAUAAUGUCAUUGUGAUGUUUGAAUACAACAUACACACGUACAAGCACACACUUUUUCACUACCUGCUGCACGGUUUGACGAGACCUUCGUAGAAUUGUUUUAUGUUUCUUUGUUUCUUUGUCUCCGAGAAGCAUCAAAUACACAGGCCUGUCACAGCGACUGAUGAAAGGAGGAAGAGCUGAGCUUAUUUUCUUUGUAUUUUUGGAAUUGAGCUGCUUUUUUAUAAUGUUUCCUUACAGCUCAGGGUAUCACCAGUGAGAUAAUGCAUUAAAGAAAUGGCUGCUUACGUUUACGUGUUGUCUGAUUGGUGUGCUGGCUGAUCAUUUGGUCUGUGUACCCAACAUAAACCCUGGUUUAAUGUAUUGUUAUAACACGUUCAUUCGUACAUUCAACAAAGCACAAAUGCAAUCUUUGUUUGUGUGUGCGCCAGAAUACAUUGAUAAACAACAUCAGUUCACCUGCAGUUAUUUAGAGUCCACUACCAACAUACUAAGUUAAAGACACAUUUAUACCACUAUCAUUAUGCAUUCAUUAUAAACUGUUUUCUUGUUUUGAUUUGAAAUGUCACCUAAACACAUAAAAAAGGCAUAUUCGUAUGGUGUGUUGCUGGAGGGAGUAGACUUUAUGUUAUCACAUAUGGGUCAAAUAUUCCACUGUUUUUUUUUACAGUAAUUUUAAACAUAAGGAAGUUAUAAUAAGACAAUGUUUCAUCUUAUGUUCAAAUGUACGAACUUGCAUUGAGAGUACAAGAAAAACAUCUUUAUUCGUCCGUCCUAAACAUUGUCAAAACCUUGCGAACACUGUUUAUGCGGUUCAUACCUAGAGCAGUAUUUAUCCCACAGUAUGUACAGAUAAUCAUCAGUUCAGGUGUUUAGAGAGACGUGUAACUGUUGAACUUGCACCUUUCAAAAGAAGAUAACCACUCAGAACAGGUCCAGUUAUUUUGAAGAGAAGAAGAGAACGAAUUCAUGAGAGACAGAGAGAAGGAGAGCGUUAAAGUGUGUUAAAGAGUGAACCCAACCCGCCCUCCUCCUCCUCCUCCUCCUGUCACCGAUCCAUACCUGUCCGCCCACUGAUUUCCCAUGAGCCUUUGGGUGAUUGUGGGAAUUUAACCAAGUAGGGCUCCUUUUAGUUACUGUUCAUUUACACAAACACACAUGCAAGUAUACACUCCAUGCGAGAACACAUACUGUACACCAAUGCUCACAUUAGCAUUCCCUCCCACUCGCAUGCACAUACUCACUGUCCUCUGUGUCUUACAUAACAGUUGUGUUUACAAUGAUGGAGGAUAGAUGAGCCGCUUGCGGGAGAAAACCUACAGGCAACAAGUUAAGCGUUCUCUAAUCAAUACAACUGUAACUUCAUUUUUUAUUCUGUGAAAGAUGUUUGUGUAGUGCGCGUUAGUGUUUAUAUUGUCAGGUCUGUCUACAUGCUGCAGAGUCUGCCGAGUGUCUGGUCUUUCAUCACUGUGUUGUUAUAGUGGGUUGCAGUUCACCCUGGUUCACCCCUGGCUCCCUGCCCACAUGGUGAGAGAAACAGAGACACAGAGAGAGAGAGAGAGUGAGAAACAAAGAAAAACUAUUUUCCAUUGCUUCACUCCCCAGGAUCUCUGUUUCAGAUUCUGUGAAUCCCCCCCCCACACACACAAACCCAUCACACCAGUGUCAUUAGACGGCACUUAAGAAGCCCACCAAGAGCGUGCGAGUGAGCUCUGAAAAUUGAGAGGUGGAAAGUUCGGCGGCAGGAGAGACAUACAGAGAGAGCUCCUUAAGAAAGCUAGGAGGUGUCAAGAGAAGUGAGGGAUUACAUUUGGAGAGUUGGUGAUUAUAGUAGCGUGGUGUAAGUACCGCACUUGUCAUGAUCAAAGCUGCUAUUAGUGCACUUAGUGAGGAUCAAAUGGGGCUCAUGUUACAUGAGUGCAAAUGGAGAAGCUGUCAAGAAGUUAAAGUAUUUGAAUUUUUUUUCCCUCUUUUUUCUUAGGUGUUUGGUUGUAUUUUGUCAGCGAGUGGGAAGGUGUAUAGGUUUGGGACUCCGGCAGAACGUAAAUGGCUGUAUUGGGAUUAAUGUGGCCUCUGAGGGCAGUCCCUCUAACCACCCUGCUCAGACUCGGCAUGCUCUCAGGCCCUGUAUAACCUUUGCACCAACACUUUUUGAUGAAUUACCCCCUCGGGGUUAGGGUCCCAUCAAUAAUGCCCAUACACACCUUCAUGUUCUGGUGCAUCCUUCAAAUUUCUGCGCUGAAGCACAGAACUUGAGCAAAGAGUUGCUCCUGACACUUUAUACGUAACCAUAUAUCACAAACGCACGCAUUCCCAAACACAACUAGGCAGUUGCACGGCUUUCGGCGAGAUUUCCAAUCUGGUGGACUAAAUCCCAGUCAAGGUGACCUGUUGUCCUCUGAUGGCUGACAGCAAUGGGACUGAUCUGUCCCCGUUCUAUUAGGACUGAUUAUAUAAUUUAGAUACAGAUGGGUCGUUUAACCCAGCAGCUGUACUCAUCAGACACACCAGACUGAGCCCCCUAGUUAAUGGCUGACAAGAAGCCAUGAGGGUAACAGAGGCUGGCAAUGAAGAGGAAACACAUGGUCACCAGGGUGUCGCAGUGGAUGAAGUAGCCAACCUGUAACCAAAAGGGCUCAAGCCUAUUCAAUGGAACCCCGGAUGUGUUGUCCGCAACAACUUAAGCAGUGUCCCGACUCCUUUUAUGCUCACUCCUACAGUAAAUAACUUACGAGUGGAUCCUGUCCUCACCAACAGGGGGCACAGCAGCUCUGAUUUUUAAACCUGAAUUGUUCGAAUCCAAAUAACUUUAGAAAACGUCCAGAUUUCAGCGAUUUCUGAUACGUCUAAAAUUUCCGUCAGUUGUCUUCCAGUGAGUUGUUCCACCAUCUGAUUUACCACGUGGUGGUAAAAAAACAACUCUUUCCAACGUGUUUGAGGAUGUUGUCGUCUAGUUUGAAAAAACUUCAUUGGAAUUGUCAAAGGACAAACCUGAUCAGUGGUUUUGUGUUCAUGUUCAGUGUGAGAUCCAGGUUGUGACCAGGUCCUUUGAUCUGUACAGUGUAAGCGUUUUAUGCUUUCGCCUUGAGCACAUUAAAACAUAGUGUGGGUUAACAUGAUGUACAUUGUCUGCUCGGGUUAAAACAGAUUGAAGAAUAUGACGAUAUAGCUGACGUUUGAAUUCAAUGACAGAGGUAGGUUGUUUCGCACAAAGUUAGAACACUUGAGAAUUUAUUUAUUUUGAAUGAGCCGACGGUGAGAUAUAUUGUAUGCAUUGGGAUGUAAACAAAGGCAGUGACCUGGAAAGGAAAGUGGAGAUGCUUUUCCAUCAUCUCUUCCAAACAUGCUCUAUUCUAGACCAAUUGUCAAUCGGUGGGCAAAGAACGAGAGUACUGAAGUCAAAAGAAGGGUGGCAAUCAACAACUACUUUUUGAUACAUUAAGUAAUUACUUCUAAAAAACAUAGCAAACAUGAGCAAGUCAGAGGAUGCCAGGCAAGAUGUUUUCAGAGGGAGAAUUAUUUCAUACAGAAACAAAUGUUGCACUUAAUAUUUUUAGUCACCCACCCACGAGUGGGAAGAUAUGCCGUUUCCAUGACUGUUUUAUAUUUAAAUACAGAAUCAAGGUUGGUAAAAUAGAGGAUGUUCUUUAAAUUGGCCAUUUGCGGAUCUCUUACAGGCUGGUCUUAGAGACAAGAUGAGCAGGCGAGAGAGGGACAGUGAAAAAGAAGUCAACGCAUUGUCAAGGAGGGACAGCGGAAGGAAGGGAGAGAUGGAGAGUGAGAGAGAGGGAGAGGGAGGGAGAGGAGAGCUGUUGUAUAGUGUUAAGUCAGCAUCACUGAACCUAGUUUUAGGUCAGAGAGUGGGCUGCUGUGAAAUUGGGUUACCACAAAAAGGUUUGAUUUAAUCAGUGCAAACUGCAAAGUCAUAGUGUGUUUUCGUGUUAUCUGCAAUAUGUCAUGCAGAGAAUGGACAUGAUAAAAAAACUAUUCCAUUUCUCUUUCUUUACCUCCCUCACUCUUCAUUUGCUGUAUCAGUCAUUGCAUGUGUGCACCCACACUGCCUCUCUCCCUGUUAACACCUCAACUCAGCAGCAAGUCGCUCACACGACUCUUAAUAAAAAGGCUCCUCACUCAGAAGACAUACAUGAACAACAUGGAUUAGACACACACACUUGUAUUGAACUGGUGCGACUGUGGUCCGGGGGGGGGGGGGGGUAAGCGCUCCCUGUUGCAGAGAAGAAGACCGACUCUGAAAAUGGAAGCGUAGACUUUUCCUCCUCCUCCCACACAGGCAGCCUGGUUCAGAGGGGCUCCGUCUCUCGGAGGCUCUCAGAACUUCGAGUCACAAAACGCCUGCUGCCUGCCUUCAGACAGGCAAAGAAAGAGAGAGAGAGAGAGAGAGAGAGAGAGAGAGAGAGAGGGAGGCGGGAGGAGGAGGAGGAGAACAGCAGUCAAGCAGCCAAGAGGUUGGGUGUGAAAGCCAGAGGAAGGGAGACACAGGCUUCAGAGGAAUUACAGAGCUCCUGUGUUAGAUGAUAACAUGUAAAAAGGUGUGGAGCAAGAUGUAGCAAAGGCGAGGUGAUGGCAGGAGUUCACAUCGACACAGGCACUUAAGUAAUAUCAGAGACCUUUUGUCACUCGCAGAAUGCCUGAUGCCUUCAAGGAGGAGCAGGUAGCAGCAUGUGAGCCGGUGCUCCUCUUUUCCGACGUCAGGCUCGGCUGACUUUGCUGCCUGCCUGGUGAUAAAAACAAUGGGGAAAUCACAUAAUCUCCCCUGUGGGUUAUUUGUAGACCUCAUGGCCCAGUAAUCCAUUCCUCUUGCUUAUCUCUCACUGUUCAUUUGUCAGUCUUGUCUCCCUUGGGUCCGUCACCCUUUCCUUCCUCAUCCUCCAUGCAGUAGUAGCUUCAUCCCUGGCUUUAUCGAAAAGGAAUACGCUCCCACGGGGUAUAAAGGCUGAGAACAGUAGAAGAGAGGGUGUGUUGGUGUGGAGCAGAGGCAUGGCUUGAGUUUCAUAUUUAUUGUUUUGCUUAUAUUUUACCACAGCAAAGCCAAAGAUUAAUUUCAAUAAGUGUGACAAUUUCUUUUGUUGCUAUUCAUUCAUUUUCUGUAUCAUCUAAUUCCUCUUCCUGUAUUCCUGUACUCGCUAUACAAAUCUCUCACCCCACGUGACCUUUCAGUUCUUUUUCACCAUCACAACGUUGAACUGAUACAGAUUGGAAGAUCAGUCUGAUGCCCAGAGUAAAGAGCAAAGCAGAAGUCUGAAUCUUAAAUCAGUAAAGCUGUGGGCCGAUACAGACCAGUGAAUAUCUCUGAAUAUACCCUCCUGCAUAUAUAACUCUUCUAAUGGUUCAAUUGCCCUGUUGCUAUAUUUUCUGUAGACAAGAUAAUUAACUGUAUAUAAAAGCAGACAGGCGUAAAUUGGUGCCAACAUUAAUGUAAGAAACAUCGAACGAAUAAUUGCUUUGCUAAGAUUUAUGUAUGAAGUCAUACCCAAGCUAUAAAAUGUUGCUAUCUAUGUACUAAAAUAUUAAUUUGGAGUGGGUGCCAACCUUUCCACAAUAACGUAUUCAGAGUGGAGGUAAUGCAUUGGUGAAAUGUAUAAUAUAUAGUAUUGAAAUCUAUAAUUUCGUGUGUAUUUCGCUGCUUUCUUAUAAAUCUAGUUUUUCUGCAGGGCAUAAUGAGCCCCAUAAAAUGGAAGGUAGGAAGAAAAUUGUUUCAUUUCAUGCUAUAAGGGAAGAUUAUGAGUUUGCAUGAGAUAAUGUUUUAGAUCUACAGCAGCUAUGGUUUAUACUGGUCUGUAACUGCCCUCUACUGGUGUACACUGUUCAGUACAGCCAACUAUUCAUAAGUCACAGGACACAGUAAACCCCAGAGUGAGUGGUGGAGUUGAUCUGGUGGAGUUGUACCUCUAAGACCAAACCAGUAGAUAUCACCGCUAUUUCAGAUCUGUGUUUCUCUGUGUUAAAUAUUUACAAACGUAUUCAUGGGUUUACAGGGGUAUGUCAGCAGAUGGAGCAGGAUACUUUGUCAUAUACUCUUGACAUUUGACAUGAUACUUACUGAAGCAAACACACACACACGCCCCCUGAUAAAAGGUUGUCCACUCUUAACAGGGGUUGAAGGAACCAUGUAAGGUCUGUACGUGUGUGGCAACCCGAUCCUUAGAUGCUUACAGACGCACAUAUUUGAACACACACACAAAUAAUUAUAUUCUUCUCAUCUUUAGAACAGCUUUUAAUUAAUAUUCAUAUUUCCCUCACAGCUGGAAGACCCAUGCAUCAUUGGUUACUUUGUAUAUUCCACUAUGGUCUUUGUUGAAGUUAGGUGUGUGUGUGUGUGUGUGUGUGUGUGUGUGUGUGUGCCUGCCAGAUGACUUCCUCCGGAGUUGUGGCUCUGCAGAUUUUUGCCUGCAGGUGGCAGCAGCGUCAUGGAGCUUAUGUUCUGGUGUUUGCUAUCUGCACUGCUGGACAGCCAAUGGCUACAGUGUUGUGCUUAUUAGUAUUAAUCUAACAGAGUUCAGUGGGUUUCCUGCUUCCUGGUACAGUACCAGUAUAAAAUGGCAUAGUAUAGAAAUACUCAAGUGAAGUGUAAGUAUGUCAAAAUUGUCCCUAAGUAAGUACCGAGUAAAUGUAGCCCACUUAGAUGCAUCCCACUGUUGGAUAUCACUCUGUGAAACUGUGGGACUCAAGAAAGUAUGUCGUGUCCAGUGAGAGUGUUUGUGAGUUCGAUUUCAACCUGUGACAUUACAAUACAUGGCACAUGUCUUAUACCUGCUGAAACACAACACUGCUCCUAUUGAACGAGUCAGAUUAGCUGCGACUGUUAAUUAGGGCCCUACCGUAUGCUGAUAGACUGCAGGACACAUCUGCUAGCAAAGCUCCUGAUGCUCCAGUGUUGCACUGUCAUCUAUCUUCUGUAUGAUGUUUGAGGGUUUGCAGGAGUUAUUUUGUGUUGAGAUGCUGCAAUUUCUCUUUUUGGUUGUGCCCACUUUUCCUCAAUCUAGUUUAUCUGAGUUCAACUUUCAAUUAUAGAAUAAAUCUAUACUUUCCCAAACCUGAUCCCCACCGACAUAACUAUGCAGUGCCAUUCCACAAUAAAUCAUACUUGCAGCUUUGGAGAGCCCUCACAGCACAUUCAAGGGGAGGGUAUAAAUAAUCAGGUAAAUUGCGGGACACACUUGCCACACUCCAUAAGCAGAAAAUGUCCAUUACCAUUGAUACGGAUAAUUGCUUUGCUCAUUUAGCUGUUCAGUUACCUCACGUUAUGUUCUGUUUAACUGUAAAUGUGUAACAUCCCUGAAACAAUCUGCGUAUCAUGGUCAUUUUCAAUUGAAUGACGCAUUCAUGUGGAGACAGAUCAAAUAUAUUAAAAGUGCUAUAUAGGACAUUGGGAGCAUUUCUAUUGCCUCUCAACGGCUCUCAACAUGGAGACGACUCAGCUGGCGGCACGCAGCUAAUGAUGCAAACAGUACUUACAGUGCGAAUUAUGGCAAUAGUGCUGACUGAGCUAACAGUGUUUACCGGGGGGGGACUAGAGGGUGGGCGCCGCUAUGGUUCAGCGACGACACCAUGGGUUGGGAUGGUGUCAUCUGCUGACUGUGAGCGAGCCAGUGGGGCACUCUCACAUGCACAAAAAUGCACUAAAUGCACGCACACGCAGCCGGCCGGCUAUUUACACGAAGCAAGAAGAAGCUCAGAUACACACACACAGCCGGAGAGCGACUUCUCAUCAAGGUAGACAUUACUCCACUAUAUAUUUUUAUAGCAAAUAGUUGUUUGCUACUAUGUUAAUGCUCAAAAUCCUAUUUAUGGCACCCUUAUAGUUUAUUGUCUACUUCCAAUCCACACUAGCUAGUUUGUAACAGACCCUAAGAGGGCAAAACCUUUCACACAAAUAUGCAAAUGGAGAGAGAGAGGUUGAAGGGCCAAGAAUGUCUGUCUCAGCUCUGUGACAACUUUGUAUUUAAGUCCCUGAAGCCGAGUGCUUCCACCUGUGCCUCUUUCUCGCUCCUCCCUCCCUUUCUCCUCUCGCCUCCCUUUCUCCUCUCCUUCCCUCCACAGUGGCACGUUCCCUGUGAAUAGAAUGUUGAGUGGGUUUCACCAGCUGGUGCCUUUUGCCUGCAACAUAAAUAGUGUUAAAGACAAAUGUAUGUGUGUCUUUGCCAGAUACUCGAGUGGAGUGUCAGUGUCACUGCCCUCCAACAUUACUGUGGGCCUUUGUGCUCACACAGCAGCCUGCACAGACUGAUGCACCGAUUCCAAAUCUGUAGUAAAUCAUUAUGUUGUCCCUCGCAACACACGGACACACAAACUUGAUCUUUCAUAAUAUUUACCAGCCGCAACACUGGUAUUGUUUUCACCUUGUGAGUCAGUGUGUGUGUGUGUGUGUGUGUGUGUGUGUGUCAUAUUGGUAAAAUAUGGUCCUGGAGACAGCUACUGUAGCAAGAAAUUACCACUGAGGCGGUUUUGAGUACUUUACCAGAUGUGGACGGAUUUUGUGACCCUAUAGUGUCCCAAUCAUGCAAGAUUCAGUCUUGAUACAGAUGUGUAGUUGAGAUAGAGUUCGAUGGCACAAUUUGGCAUCACUGCUCUUGUGAUCCCAGCUCAUCUCUGCAUCUGACUCUCCUUCAGUACAAACCUUUUGUAAAGUUUUGAAACGGGGAAGGGAAAGAGGGAAGCAGGUGAGGUCAAUCAGACAGUCAGUAUAGAUUUAUCCUCCUGUUGACCUGCCAAAAAAAGCUCCAGAUUUCCAGUCUGCUCGGUGAUGUUUCUGACAGUCAGUUCAUGGCGAGGGCAGGUCUUAGGCCUCCAGGGUCUCCAUCCUAAUGACGGAUCCAAUCACUCAGACAGCCUGCGGAUCUGGAGCUUCACUGUCGGGCCAAUAGUGCAGCAACAGUGCCUGCUACUUAAUUAAUCUUUCUUCUUGUCUGUUUGACCUCUCUUUCUGUCUGCCAGCAUGUUCCUCCUUCCUUCCUGCCUCCCCGUCUGUCCAGUUUUCUGUUUUUUGAUCACUGACAUUUUAAGGCUGAAACUAUUUUUAGUCCUUGAAUGAAUACAAUGAAGAGCUGCUGGCAUUUGAUUGAAGUCUCAAUUAACACUAAAUACAAAAGGGUUUGUCAGCGGAUAAUUGGUGCUAAAAGGGCCUGUUGUGUGAGGUGUUGUGUUCUUUGUUUGUGUUGUAUUUCUUGGUAAUAGUCGAUAAUGGACUGCAGCCUGGAUUUGGUCUCUGCUAGGUUCAUAACAUGGACAUCUUGGUGGUGGUGACUCAGACUUCUGGACAGAAACAAUUGAAAAAACACACACACACACACAUACACUCUGAGAACUUGUCUUGGCACAAAUCCUGGACAUGUGUCACGGUGUCUUAAACAACAACACGUGCAGAUAUCUCAUUCUGAAGCAGCCACACCCCUCUCUCCAUUUCUUCUCGUCUCCUCCAUCUUACCCCUCAUAGAAAAUCUUCAUCUUUCCGCUGGGUAGCAGUCAACUAAUUCUGGCUCUGUGUCAUUUUUAAUUUGACCACUGCUUCUUACUAUUUCUGUGUGUCUGUCUGGUUGGCUCAACUAAUGGCGCCACAGUGUUGCAGACAAUCAGAUAUCUGGAGAUGGUCUGACAUGCUCUACCUCACAGUGUCAGAGCUGGAGGUACAAUUGUUUGGUGUUGAAUAUGUAAAGCUUUUCUGAAAGGAAGACAGGUCCCUGCAGCCCAGUCGCCAGGAAAAAAUGUUGGCAUUGUCUGUAAAAGUGACAUGCAGAGCAAGUGACAUAUACAGAGCAGCCUUUGUUGAAAGUUACAUAUAAUAACGAGUAUGAGGGUGAGAAAGUCUACAAAGGGCAGGUGGGAGUGGUGGAAAGGACUUUCACCCAGGAGACCGCUUUUGAGGUCUUGUUUGAAACCAGAAGUAGACAUUGAAAAAAGAUCAUGGUUUGUGUUAUAAUAACAAAACGUAACUCUGCAACGAGCAUAAACACAAAGUACUUCUGUUGCCUAAACCAAAACCAAUCGUUUUGCAAUGUUAACCAUGCGGCAUGCAUGAUAAGAGAAGAAUAUUAAAAGUACUCAUUAAGCGUAUUUUUGGUUCAGGAACUUUUAACAUAUCCUGUGAGUAGGAGCUGUUUCUGCAAUCAAGUGGGUGUAAGACACAAUUGGUCCAGUAGGUGUCACCCUUGUGCUUUAAUAUUGGUAGGUGUGACCAAUACAUAUUCCAUCAAAGGCAAAGAAGCAGAAGUUGAACUUGUUAUUAGCUAGACACUGCUAAGCUGUGCUACAGCAAGUACAUCAAUAAUUAACAUGACGCUCUCCAGUAGCAUUGUGUUUAGCCGCUGCACCCUGGUUAACAGAUAUUGCCUACAUUCGUCUGACUAGGUUGGUCCUUACCUUCCACAGCAGCUGGAUUCUCAUGAUGUCAGGAGAUCACGCAAGAAUCCUGGUAUCUUACCACAUAUCCAUCUUGUCAGGCUUCAAGUAUUGCCUUUGUGUCCGGCAAGCCAGUGCACGGACCAAUCAGCGUCCUGUGAGGAGCUAGAGGCAGCUACGGCGUGGCUUACGUGUGUGUGCGUUCUAAACAACAACGGCAGCUCCUUAAUGUAGAUGCUACAAUAGCCUCAGUUAUAUCAGAACUGGAGAUGGACUGCAGAUGGCUCAUCCUAUCGCCUGCCAAGUAUUCUUUGAAAGUGCCUGCCCCUUUCCAAACAGUUUCCACUUCCAAUGACGGCUUCUCAGACGGCUCUGUAUAGCAAACCAUCUGGCGGGUCAGGUUAGGUUAGUCCCCGAGUGAUAGCUAACACUUGUUUUGAAGGCAGCAGCAUCAUCUCUGAUCACUGCGUGUUGUUGGUAAAGUUAGUACCCAGCCACCCACCAUCAAUAGUUCCCAACUUAGUUCCCAGCAUGACAGUUUCAUGCUGUGACACUGAUUUUGCUUCUAACACAUGCUGGAGUUUUUCUUUUCUUUUUCUUAAAACAUUUACUUUCUUUCAAAAUUAUUAAACAUAAUGUUUUAUUCUGUUUUCCUUAUUUACUACCUUUCUGCGUUAUGCAAUUAGAAUUGCCUUUAUGUUUUGUAGUUGCCUUGCUUUUAAAUUACAGACAUAUAAAUGUUGAGCAGCCUCUUUUUCUUCCAUUCUUUCAUCUUCUGAGCACAAAGCUGUCUGUAUUAAACUCCAUCAUUAGAUCAUACAUGCUGCUGUGUGUGUGUGUGUGUGUGUGUGUGUGUUUGUGGUAGGAGAUGGUACGUUGUAUCAGCCACCAGUGCAAAUCGGUAAUCCUUCAUGCUACACUGAUCACUCCAUCCAUUACUUCAGUUCUUCUUCAGCGCAGUAUGUGUAUGAACUUACGGGUGUGUAUGUGUGCCGGUGUGCUGUCCUUCUCAAACUACAGUGUGACUCUAGACAUCUCUAUUAUUCAUAGGCUUAGGGAGAGGAGCAGUGACCAUGAAGGUGUGUGUGUGUGUGUGUGUGUUUUUGUGUUAAAAUAAGUUUGUUUGUUUCCCUCACAUUCUUUACAAAAUCCUGGCUGCAGAGUUAAAGUUAAAACUAAGAGAUGAGUUUUUAUUGAUUGCCUAUAAUCCCUUCUUAAGAUUAUCUUGCCAGCUUUUAUGAGAAACAUUUCUAAUAUAUUAAAUCUGCUAUUGGAGUUGAGCAAUGCAGUAUGGAUUACCUAAUAUUUCAUAUUGUUGUCAGGCUUGCAGUGUACUGGCAGGUUGAUGAAGACGGGGCCUGAAGGCAGAAGACAAGUUCAGCUGACUGCUGUCUGCUCUAUACUUGCCCUCCAAUGUCAACACAAAUGUAUCUAUAAAUCUGUGCUGCAGUGAGUUUCACAUUCUCCACUAUGUUCAUCAGCUAGUUACCAACUUCGUCAACCUUUUAAAUGCUUGACAGGUAGCUUACAUGGGAUUUUCUUUUCUUUUUUUUCUCUCAAAACAGCUGCGCUUGUUCUAAACAAAAAGUAGGGGAGUUAAUCCUGAUCUGAAUCAUUAGAGAUCCCUGUCCCAAGAAGCCAGGAGUCCCCAUUAAUAAUUAGUAAGUGAUCCUUGUAUGAUCUUUAAUACCGACUCAGAACAACCUUACAGUCUUUCCCACAUGCUCAGAGAGCCCUGACACACCCAAGUAACACAGCAGGACUCUGUCUGACAGCAUUGCAUCGACUCUUGGGUUCAAAACAGCUCGCUGUCCAACGCUCACCUGAACUUUGACCCUAUUCUUUGACUGCUAAAUGAGAAUGAGAGCACAGAGCCUGCAGAAAGAGAGCAAGAACGUUAUAGAGGAAGCAUCUGCCUGACGUUUGAUUGAUUUUCUCCCUGACCUAAGCAACAGACAGGUGUGUAUGUAAGUGUGUGUGUGUGGGUGUGCCACUACCAGAAAAAUCCAUGUCGUCUGAGGUUGCUGUGGCAACGGUAAUCACUUUUAAUUCAGCCUCAGGGAGAAGGAAAGAGUAUAAAGGUGGAGUGGCAGCAGUUUAGUUGGGUAAUGUGGAAGUUGUGGAGGGAGAAACAAUAAAACGUGUCGACGGGAAAACAAGGUAAGUGUGUUUCCUUGUUUAGUGACUCUGCAAGCAUUCACACUGAGUGAGUGGACGCAGAAUGAUAGAGCUUUCCAUUAAAACCUUUCUCAAUGCCACAGGAUGUAAAAGCUCCUCCUCUCUCCCUACUGGCAGGUAAUAAUCCGUUUAUCAGCGACUGGUGAAGGCUGGUAUUUGUCCAACAACCUCUCUCCUGUCAGGCUUUUUCUCUCUUUUUAAAUUUUACCACAUUGGAGAAUGGAGGGAAAUAUAUGAAUUAUGCAUUCUCCUUUUUGCCCCAUCUCCACCUUCCUAUCUGUCUCUUCGUAUUCCUUCACUUUUCCUUUUUGCUCCUAUACUCCACCUCCUCUUCGUCCUUUUCCUCACUGUUAUGAAUGCCAUUAAUGAAAGAGCGAGCGAGAAACAUACAGACAGACAGAGAAGGACGGUGUGUGAUGCUAAUUGAUGGGUUUGCUUCGUUUCCUCUGUCACUUUACUCAACCUCCUGCUGGCUCAAACACACACACACACACACACACACACACACACACACACACACACACUCACUCAAAAGCUGUCGUCUUUAUGAGCCAUGAGUGGAGGAAAAAGAGAGAAAAAAAAAAAACAUCAACAAGAUGUGUGGAGCUCGAGAAAAACCACCACCUGCCACUCAAGACAGCCUUCUUGUAGUAUAGCGCUCACACACGUACACAAACACACACGCACUCUCGCAUGUGCGCCGGUCCGUAAUUUUUCCGCCACACUCUGCUCCCAGCCAAUGAGAGGCCAGAACUGGGCUUCUCAGAACGUGAGGGGGAGGAGGCAGAGAGCGGCUGGCUGAUUGACAGCCAGCACCCUACAGGUGGAGAGAAUAGCGGAGAGAAAGAGAGAGGGGGAAGAACGACAGAGAGAGGAAAGAGAAGGGGUGAGUGAGGAGGAGAAGAGAGGCAGGCACACCUACUGUACACACACACACGCACACACUCACACACUCACAGUGCUCUGUUCCUCUCCUCCUACCUUGAGAGCUUGCUUCCCCCGGCAGACUAGCCGACACAAACACCACCAUCACUAUCAUCACCUCCACCACAGCUGCACCAAGAUGAGCCAGUGCAGGAAAAGGUGCAAGAGGCAGCUCACCAAGGUGGCUCGCUAUUUCUACCACUUCCUCAUGGGAACUCUCACCGAAGACAGCGUGGAAGAUGACUUUGAGUUAUCUACCGUGUGUCAUCGCCCAGAAAGCAUGGACAAGCUGCAGGAGCAGACUAAGUUCACCAAGAAGGAGCUGCAAGUCCUCUACAGGGGCUUCAAAAAUGAGUGUCCCUGUGGUGUGGUGAAUGAGGAGAACUUUAAGACCAUUUACUCCCAGUUCUUUCCACAGGGAGAUUCAAGUAUGUAUGCACAUUUCCUGUUUGAAGCCUUCGACACUAACAACAACGGCUCAGUUAGUUUUGAGGACUUUGUAUUUGGCUUGUCUAUCAUCUUGAGAGGGACCAUUAAUGACCGGUUGAACUGGGCGUUUAACCUCUAUGACCUGAACAAAGAUGGCUGCAUCACCAAAGAGGAGAUGUUGGACAUCAUGAAGUCCAUCUAUGACAUGAUGGGGAAGUACACAUACCCCACUAUGCAGGACGACAUUCCAAGAGAACACGUGGAGAGCUUCUUCCAGAAAAUGGACCGGAAUAAGGACGGGGUGGUCACUAUAGAAGAGUUCAUCGAGUCAUGCAAAAAGGAUGAGAGCAUCAUGCAGUCCAUGCAGCUGUUUGACAACGUCAUCUAAGAAUCGGGACCAGAGAGUACGCUGGCAUCAGGGAGGGGAGCUUGUGUGUAAAAGGAAUCUGGAUUGAAAAGAGAAAGUGUGUGUGUGUGUGUGUGUGUGUGUGUGUGUGUGUGUGUCUUCUGACUUGCAAGCUUGUGCUUGUAUGUCUGUUGAGAGCUGUGAGCCUUCAGGGCACCGAGAGGCCGUCUCCCGCUUCCUAGACCCCCAGUGACAUUUCUCCAAGCAACAAUGGAGUUCCCCCGACCCAUUUCCUCAUCAUGCCGAACCUUAGUUUUACCCAAAAAGGCACAGAGAAAGAAGGCAAGCAGCGGCCUCACAUGAACUGGCACAUGUAAGACCCCCCACCUGUUUUAUUCUAACUUUUAUUUAUUACUAUUACCGAUGGAGGAACUAUCACAGCCUGUAAUGGCUGAACUCAAAGGGAGGACGUUGCCUCCAAACCUUCAUCUGAGCUCACUGUUCCCUGUGAUGGCAGAGAUUUGGAUUUGUGAAUCUGAUCCUGUCUAUGAGUGUGUGGGUAACACCUCCCAGGAGCCGCUAGACUGCUCGCGCACCGGCCAUAGAAAUAGAAAUGAAUCUACCACCCUCUUGUGGACGAGACGGAGAAGGACACUUCCUGUGGAAACAACUGACAAAUUGAAGAUCAAAGUGAUUUUUACAGAUGGAGGUUCAAAUCAUGUUGUUUUCCAUGAGGAACAGAUUACAAUAUCGCAUGAUGAUGUCACUAAUAUCCAAUUAUGUAUUUACAGAGAUACUCCAAAGUCUGCUUGUGUGUCUGCUGUUCCUAGUCAUUCACAGGUGCCUCACCCUUUGCGUAUGUGUGUGUGCAUGUGUAACAAAAGGAGAUGUCCUCCAGCUUACCUAUGUAAGAGUCUAAUGGUACAACACCCACCUCCAUUCAUGGGAUUCUGGUAGGAUAAUUCCGAGCCUUCCAAACUAUUACAGUCCUAGCUGUAGGUGUCUAUUGACUGUUGUACAUUUUCUAGCAUUCCCAAUGGUGUGAUAUUAGGCAGCACAACGUGGGGACUGUACUAAUAGUUGAGGAGCUGUUUUGACCAUCCAAGUUUCUCUCAACACAGGACAAGCAUAACAGUCGUACUAGUCUAUCGAUGUACAUUCAAGGGGAAUUUAUUAGAUUUCAGAUUGUAUUUGUGAACUUCUUGUAAUCGGAAAUGUCAUGUGGCUGUAGCAGGUUCUACCACUUCAAAAAAAAAAAAGAAUUAUUAAAUUAGGCUGAUUCAAUUUCAAGUGGCGUAGUAUGUGUGUGUACUGUUAGUGAGAGAGACAUGGUUUAAUAACAGUUUUUUUAUGCCCCCCCUCAUGCGGUAUUCUCCCUCUUCCUGUAACACCAAAGAGAAGAUAUAAAUUAAAGAGGUAUAUACAGCCACUCUGAGUUCAGAUAUAUAUAGCCCACCUGUGGGUGAGAGAGAGGGAGAUGCUGUGUAGUAUGGAGGGCAAGGGGCAAUCGGAGAUAAAAGGAUAUAAUUUUGGUAAGUGGCGAUGUGGUUUAUCUGCACGUUGUCCAAACUGAAGUUUAGUUUUACGUUGCAAACCCAUAGACAUAUAAAGAAUUUGCAAACACUGAUGGGACUGCUGAUGAAAUUCAGCUCUCUUGCUAACUCUGACAGUAUAUUUCCAAAAACAGCUUCUUUUCAAUCUAGAGUGGUGCAAGUAACGGAGACGCUCAAGCCGCAAUUUAAUAGGCUAUAGUAUCUUUUAAAUGCAGACAUGCUGACAUGAUAUAGCAAUAAUGUUCUUUACCACGUAUCAGCAACUCUCCUCUCAUAGCACAGUAUAGGGUGCACUCAAGCUCUGAUGAAAAUAUGCACUUCCAACCCUGCCAUUUUCUGUUCUGCUUUCUUUAACUUUUUUUCUCUGGGGGAAAAUUGGUUUGGCUGAUUGUUCCUUGCCAAUAGUUUUUAAC